Messenger RNA from Arabidopsis arenosa, 1325 nucleotides. The record is from the annotation of a GenBank genome assembly. NCBI's taxonomy places the organism in Eukaryota, Viridiplantae, Streptophyta, Magnoliopsida, Brassicales, Brassicaceae.
AAUCAAUCGAAUUUCCCAGAAAGAGAUCACGCUCUUCUUGGGUUCUCAUUUCUUUAUCUUAUACACUUGAAAUUUGGACGCUAAUCUCGAAAAAGGAAAAAAUGAGUUGGUGAGUUUCAGAAGCAUAGAUGACGAUUCGAUCGUUGCGGAAGCCACCGCCUGUUAAACUUGUGUUUCCAUCUCUGAUUAUACUGUUCUUGACAUGUUUGUUUGGUAUUCUGACGAAUUUGCAAACCAUUUCGUAUCUUUUCCGUCCGCUUUGGGAUAAACCGCCACCGCCUUUUAAACGGAUACCGCAUUACUAUGCGGAGAAUGUUUCAAUGGGACAUCUUUGUGAGCUUCAUGGGUGGACACCACGGUCAGUACCGAGGCGAGUGUUUGAUGCCAUCAUUUUCAGUAAUGAGGUUGAUCUUCUUGAACUCAGAUGGCGGGAAUUGGAGCCUUAUGUUUCGAAGUUUGUGAUCUUGGAAUCAAACACUACGUUUACUGGGAUCCCGAAGCCGCUUUUCUUUGAUUCUAAUAAGGAGAGAUUCGCGUUUGCUGAAGGUAAGAUAGUACAUGGAGUGUUUCCUGGGAAGAAACGUUCUAAGGGGCAGCCGUAUGAGGACCCGUUUUUGCUUGAGGGGCAACAGCGGGUUGCGAUGAACCGGUUGCUUAGAGAAGCUGGAAUUUCGGAUGGAGAUGCGGUGAUAAUGUCAGAUGCAGACGAGAUUCCGAGCCCUCAUACUGUGAAAUUUCUACAGUGGUGCGAUGGGAUACCAAAUGUAAUGCAUCUAGAGAUGAGGGAAUACAUGUACUCCUUUGAGUUCCCGGUUGAUUACAGCAGCUGGAGAGCUUCUGUCCAUAUAUAUAGUAGGAAGUGGACUCAAUACCGGCACUCCCGACAAACAGACUUGAUAUUAUCCGACGCAGGGUGGCAUUGCAGCUUCUGUUUCAGACGGCUCAACGAAUUCGUUUUCAAGAUGAAAGGUUAUAGUCAUGCAGACAGAGUCAAACGCAAGGAGUUUUUGGAUUAUCAGAGGAUACAAAAACAUAUAUGUAAAGGUUAUGAUCUCUUUGACAUGCUUCCUGAAAGAUACAGCUUCAAAGAGUUGAUUAGCAAAAUCGGACCCAUCCCGCCUUCUGCAUCUGCGGUACAUCUACCUGCCUUUUUGAUUCAGAACGCUGCUCGCUUUCGGUUUCUCCUCCCGGGAGGUUGUCUCCGAGAACCCUAGCUGAAGAUUAAGUACAAAAUAGAGAAGCAAUAGUUUCUUGUUAAAAAGGUUUUUGGCAUCACACCAACUUAACCUUAAACAACAGAUAAAUAAUAAAAUAGAUCGUUAUCA